Molecule: messenger RNA, 369 nt
Organism: Rangifer tarandus platyrhynchus (Svalbard reindeer)
Lineage: Eukaryota; Metazoa; Chordata; Mammalia; Artiodactyla; Cervidae
Source: the annotation of a GenBank genome assembly
AUGCCAGCACAUUUGGAAAACUCAGCAGGAGCCACAGGACUGGAAAAGGUCACUUUUCACUCCAAUCCAAAAGGCCAUGCCAAAGAACGUUCAAAUGACCACACAGUUGCGCUCAUGUCACACACUAGGAAAGUAAUGCUCAAAAUUCUCCAAGUCAGGCUUCAACAGCUUGUGAACCGUGAACUUCCGAUGUUCAGGCUAGAUUUAGAAAAUGCAGAGGAACCAGAGAGAUCAAAUUGCCAACAUCGGUUGGAUCAUCAAAAAAGCAAGAGUUCCCAGAAAACAUCUACUUCUGCUUUACUGACUAUUCCAAAGCCUUUGUUGUGGAUCACAGCAAAAUGUGGGAAAUUCUUAAAGAGGUGGGAAUAG